Molecule: messenger RNA, 7237 nt
Organism: Nyctereutes procyonoides (raccoon dog)
Lineage: Eukaryota; Metazoa; Chordata; Mammalia; Carnivora; Canidae
Gene: RNF222
Product: ring finger protein 222
Exons: 5
Coding region: 1606-2250 (214 amino acids)
Source: RefSeq, a predicted model, not a curated record
CUGGGGGCCUGGCUGGGGGCGGGGAAGGAGUGGGACCCAGCCAGAGUGUGGCGAGGUUCUGGACUGAAACUGGAAUGCCACAAGGGUGUGGGAGUGUGUGUGUGUGUGUGUGUGUGUGUGUGUGUGUGUGUGGUAUCUAGGGGAGUGGUCACAGCCGAAGCCACAGGGCCUUGCUUUGGAAAUCCAGGAGGGAAGCCCAGAAGCAUCUCUCUGUCUCAGGGGCUCACAGUCCUGAAGUGGGGAGGCAGGAAUCUCCUGGGCUGAUGAUUCCCCCAAACAGCCGUCUCGAUAGGCUGCUGCUCUGGGUGAAGUGGGGCACUGGGACUUCAUGAGGUCAGUGCCCCUUGGCUGGCCCAAUCUCGGCCUCACAGGUGGCUGGAGUGGCAACCUUGUUUAGAGUCACUCUGUCACUCUCAGGAGGGACUUUACCAAGGUAAAGCAAGUUUAAUCUUUUCCUCUUUUUCUUUUUUUUUUAAACCACUUUACAAGAUAUGCUAGACAUAAAAAAAGCUGGAUUCUGGAGCUCCCAGAAGGUAUUUUCAUCCGUGGAUUAAAAAAAAAUUAUUUAUUUUUUCAUGAGAGAGAGGCAGAGACAUAGGCAAGAGGGAGAAGCACGCUCCCUGCGGGGAUCCCUAUGCAGGACUCGAUCCCAGGACCCUGGGAUCACAACCUGAGGCGAAGGCAGACACUCAACCACUGAGCCACCCAGGUGCCCCCUGUGGAUAUUUGUUAAAUCAGUAUUUCUGCACAGGUAAGAGGGCUGGGACCUCCUGUUCCAUCACCCUGCUCUCCUUUGGAGGCACAUCCAAACCCCCACUAGAGCUGGCAAUCCCUAGCGCCCUGGGUCUAUCCUGCCCCAGCCGUGUGACUUUGAAGAAGUUACUUAAGCCCUGGGCCUCAGUUUCCUCAUCUGUAAAAUGGGGAUAAUAUCUACCUCCCAGAAUUGUUGUCAGGAUUGCAUGAGGAAGGGAUGCGACAUGCCAAGCACAUAAUUACUGUUCAAUAAAUGGUCGCUGUUAUAAUUAUUUAUUACUAGCUCGACACUGGUCCCACCUCACCUAGAAAGACUUUCCAGCCCUCCUCUCCCACCAUUUCCUAAAGCACCAGUGGGGUUGCCUUUUGGCAUAGAACGUCUCAUGUUGUAUUUGAGCUAGAGUGCACCCAAACUAGAGCAUGGUCCUUGCAUUUCUUCUGUUGCCUUCACCCUGGCCCCAGCACCCAAGACAGAGGCAUGCCCAGGAGAAGAACUCAAGGAGCAAGAAUGAGUGGAAUCAAAAAAGAGAGGGAGUGGGCAGGGAAAGACUGAGAAAGAGAGUUAUACAUAUCCACUACUCUAAAGUUUCAUGAAGGACUUUCUUGAACCUGCUUAUCUUCAAUGCCAAAGGCUUCGAUCCCAGUGACUUUCGCCAUUUCCAACAUAUCAGACACAUCCUCGAAGGAUGAAAAUCUGCCUUUGCCAAGGUUAAGCAGGAGGUUCUCUCUCACUGCCUCAGGCAGUGCAAUAAGAAUCUGAAGAAUGAGUGAGCUGUGGCAGGCGGAGGUACGAGCCCACAGCUCCCUGCCGUGACUACACAGAGAGCCAGCAGGCAUUUGGAUGUAGUGGCCAUGUCCGAAGGAGAGAGCAAAGACAGCUCGGGCAGCGAGUGCCCCGUGUGCUACGAGAAGUUCCGCGACCUGGAGGGCGCCAGCCGCACGCUGAGCUGCGGCCACGUGUUUUGCCACGACUGCCUGGUCAAGUACCUGCUCUCCACCCGCGUGGACGGCCAGGUCCAGAGGACCAUCGUCUGCCCCAUCUGCCGCUACGUCACCUUCCUCAGCAAGAAGAGCUCCCGCUGGCCCUCGGUGCUGGACCGGAGCUCGCAGACCCUGGCCGUGCCCAUGGGCCUGCCCGACGCCCUGGGCCACACGAACCCCCAGGUGUGGAGGCCGGCCCCCAGCCAGGGCGCCCAGCCCCCCUCAGACCCGCCACCUGGCCUGGUCCGGGAGCCCCAGGUCUUUGUCAUCAGCCGCCACGGGAUGCCCCUGGGGGAGCAGGACAGCGUGCUGCCCCGCCGCAGCCUGGCCGAGCUGUCUGAGGCGUCACCGGCCCCCAGCGCAGGCCGGGCCUUCUGCUGCCGCUCGCGGGCCCUGCUGCUCAUCACACUCGUCGCCGUGGUGGCUGUGGUGGCCGCCAUCCUGCCCUGGGUGCUGCUGAUUGCAGAGACAUCACCGAUGCACGUGCAAAGCGCUGAGCUUGGAUUUUCCGGAUAAUCCACAUUAGAUGAAAGAGCUCAGAAAAGACUAAUGCAAAUGGAUCUUAAGCAUCUAGUCGGUGACACUUGUGAAAGACAUGCAAAUUAAAACUUCUACAGGUGUCCCAACUUUCACCUGUUAGCCUGUCAAACCCUGAAGGACUCAUAACCCACUCUGCCGCCAAAGGAAGGAAAGCAGGUUCGGUGGUGGGAUGUAUAUGGGUAAAACCCCUGGGAAGGGAAAUUUGACAUUAGCUAUCAACAUUUCCACCUUUUGACCCAGAAAGUCCUAUCCUAGAAAGUUGAUCCUCUAGAUCAACUUGUGGAUAUUGCCACAGAAUAUCUCCAAGAUACGGUGGCCAGUGGGAAAAACACAGUGUGGAACAUUGUGGAAGGGUGGGGGGAGUAAGAAUUCACAUUCCUAUGUGUGCUUUUUAAAAAAUAUUAUUUAUCUAUUCAUGAGAGACACAGAGAAAGAGGCAGAGACACAGGCAAAGGGAGAAGCAAGAUCCCUGUGAGGAGCCCGAUGUGGGACUCAAUCCCAGGACCCCAGGAUCACAACCUGAGCCAAAGACAGAUGCUCAACCCCUGAGCCACCCAGGUGCCCCUCACAUUCCUAUGUGCUUAUUUAUGCAUCAAGAAAUUGAGAAGAUCGCACAAAAAAACUAGUCAUGGUGAUUAACUGUGCAAGGGGAUGAUAACUGAUGGGACAGGAUGGGGGUGAUUUUUCCUUCCCUUUGAUACUUUUUAAAAAAAUUCUUUGGAGAAAAAAAAUUCUUUGGAGAGUGAGAGAGAACAUGAGCAGGGGGAGAGGCAGAGAGGGAGAAGCAGAUGGUCCACCGAGCAGGGAGCCAGAUGCAGGUCUUGAUCCCAGGACGCUGAGACCAUGAUCUGAGCUGAGGCAGAUGCCUAACCCACUGAGCCACCCAGGCACCCCCGCUUUGAUACUUUCUGAAACAAGCAAAGGUACUACUUAUUCAAAAAUUAAAUUGAAAAAUGCUAUCCGAUGCUAGGGAUAUUUUCAGCAUCCACACUUGUUGCUCCGUGAGGUGCUGGCCCCAAGAACAUUCAAGAACUGCCCCUGAACUGAACCUGUCCUGCAGCUCAAGAGUGUCAGCUACCGACCAGUUUGGCAGGGCUGGUUUGUCUGGUUAGAGGUGUGACAUCUCCUGCUUAACAGGAAGGAAGGUAAAAAAAAAAAAAGCUUCAUAUUUGACUCAGUGUUUCUCAGUUCCUAUGGACAUCUUUGGGCCGGAUCAUUUAAUGUGCCCUUUUGGAUUUUUCUCUGCCUUCUUUUCCUUUGUCAAGUAUAAGCUUUUGCUUUACGCAACCACCCUGAGGUCAGGACACUCCAGAAAGAUGCCAUUAGAUAAAUAGAUAGACGGGUGGAUGAAUGCCUGGUAUUACGCACACACACUUUGCUACCUCCUCUCACAAUAAUCUUUAAUUUAAUUUUUUUAAGAUUUUAUUUAUUCAUUGGUAAAUUGAACACCAAUAAAAAAUAAAUUUAAAAAAAGAUUUUAUUUAUUCAUGAGAGACACACAGAGAGAGGCAGAGGGAGAAAUAGGCUCCCUGUGGGGAGCCCGAUGCGGGACUCGAUCCCAGGAUCCCUGGAUUAUGCCCUGAGCCGAUGGCAGAUGCUCAACCGCUGAGCCACCCAUGCGUCCCUAACCUUUACUUUUAAUACGUACUUGCACAGUAUAAGCUUACAGAGCUAAAUGUAAGGAUCCAUACAUUUCUGGUGAGCCCUGGGCCAGGGUUCCCAGGACUCUCUGUGCCCUUCAGAUACCAUCCCAUGACCUCCACCCUCAGCAAAGCCUGCAAUGACUCAGACAGCCCUGUGAGUCUCUUCACUUCUCCCUUUGACACCCUCAUCAGUCCAGAUGUCCUUUUUUUGGGGGAGGGGGCAGAAUAACCUGGCCUCAUCCUCACAACUUCCCUCAUCCUCCUCUUACCUGGUACAAACUGAUUCGCAACACAAACUAUUUGUAGAUCCAACAAGUUCUGUUGGUGUAGGACUCGAGGCCUUUGCUCGGGUGGCUCCCUCUACCUGGAAUAUAUUUCCCCUCUUGUCUACCUGAAAAACUCUCACCUAGCUUUCCAGAAACAGUUUAAGGGUUUGCCUGUAAAAAUUUCACCACAUCCAACUUCAGUUAGAAUUGGCUGCAUCCUGGGGCACCUGGGUGGCUCAGUGGUUGAGCACCUGCCUUCAGCUCAGGGUGUGAUCCCUGGGGUCCUGGGAUUGAGUCCCACAUUACGCUCCCUGCAGGAAGCCUGCUUCUCCCUCUGUCUCUCUCUGUGUGCCUCUCAUGAAUGAAUGAAUGAAUGAAUGAAUGAAUAGAUAAAUAAAUAAUUUUUAAUAUAAAAAAAAUGGACUGCAUCCCGUCAUCUUCCCAGGGAUGCUCUGUUAUGCCCAUUUGUUGACAGGGCCAUUUCUUCCUUCUAGACACCGUGCCCCUUCAAGGAAGGCUAGAUCUCACUGGUCUUUGUAUCUUAUUGGUCUUUGUAUAUGAAGCUUGCAUGGCAUAGGAUUUGGUAAAGAGUAAGAGUUGGAGAGAUCUUUGAAGAAUGCAUGAGUGAAGGCAGGCAAGCAGGGAGAAAGGAAGGAAGAAAUGGGAUGGUUUGGUGUCUAGAAAAAAAAAAGUUUAGUCCAAGGGAUGUAGAUGUAGAAUCUGAAUAGCCAGUUUGUCUUAGGGCUUUGCAAAGACCAGCCUCGAAACAACCUGACAGAGUCCAUUUAAAAGCCACCAUCGUUACCUGGGUGGCUCAGUGGGUUAAACGUCUGCCUUCGGCUCAGGUCAUGAUCCCGGUGUCCCAGGAGGGAGUCCCGCAUUGGGCUCCCUGCUCAGCGGGGAGCCUGCUUCUCCCUCUCCCCCUGCUUGUGCUCUCUCUCUCUUUCUAAUAAACAAAUAAAAUCUUUAAAAAAUUAAAUAAAAGGACCUUUGUCAAAUCAUGUAAGAGACAUGUAAGGAAGUGGAGGGGCAGCCAGGCUAGGUGGCCAGAGGAUCAUGCAGGGCUGAUCCAAGACAUUUAUGCAGGUAAACAGACUUCACAACAAGGACACCAGUAAUUUGCAUCUGUGCAUGCAAUUUGUACCCUGGCAAUCUUCGCACCGCACAAAGUGGCUGUGCUGUCCAAAUGGUGGCCUGAAGGUUUAAUUUCAAUGACUCAGUGUUGCAUGGGGAGAGGGAGCUAAGGAGGCCUCCAGAGGGAAGGGCAACAGCAGAGAAUGAUGAGGAUGAUGAGAGAACAGAGAGGGCCUUUGUGGGAAGAGAGGAAGAGGCUAGGGGAGACCCGAAGAAGUGGAGGUGAAUGGGCAACCAGCUGGCUCCAUCAAAAGAGCAUGCAAUGCUUGAUCUUGGGGUUGUGAGUUCGAGUCCCACAUUGGGCAUAGAGAUUACUUAAAUAAAUAACACUUAAAAAGGAAGAAAGAAAAGAGGGGGUUAGGGAAUCUAAUAAGAACAAAAAGGGAGAGGAUGAGUCUGUGAAGACCAGAGAGGAAGACAAGGUAGGAAGGCAGGUGCCUUGAGCAUCUCCCUGUAACUUUCAGCUGCCAAAUGAAAUUCAGAUCAGGUGGGAGCCUCAUGGGCUUUUCUCUGAAGGCUGCUCACUCCAGCCACAAGGACCUAGCUCCGGGAGACAACACGUCAUGCUGCUUCACAGCUCCAAGCCUUCCUGAGAGCUACUCCUACUGCCUCAUGAAGCUAACUUUAACAUUCUUCAAAACUCAGCCAAGAGUAAUCUCACCCCAGAAGUCUUCCCUGACCCCAGAAUGCUCUCCUAUUCCUGAAGCACAGAACUAGUAAAAGCGGGGCGCCUGGGUGGCUCAGUCCAUUAAGCAGCCACUUCUCCAUUUCGGCCCAGGUCAUGAGCUCAGGGUCAUAAUGUCAGGAUGAUGAGAACCAGCCCAGCAAUGGGCUUAGCAUGGAACCUGCUUAAGAUUCUCUUCCUCUCUCUCCCCCUGUGCUCUCUCUCUUUCAAAAAGAAGAAAAAAAGCCCACCAAGGGCAGCCAGCUCAUAAAGCACUUUUCCUGGGGUCCCAUGAAUGCUAGUUUCACUGCUUAUCUCUCCUUUUAGACAAUGAGCUUCCUGCAAGCAGAAGCUCUAACUAAUUUCAUUUUUUAAGUCCAGUGUCCAGUUUAGGGAUGGAAUGCAAAAGAUGCUCCAUAAACAUUUGUUGGAAAGAAUUGCAGAGGCGCCUGGCUGGCUCAGUCCUGGAGCAUAUGGCUCUUGAUCUUGGCAUGGUGAGUUUGAACCCCAUGUUGGGUGUAGAGUUUACAUUUUAAAAAAUUUAAAAAAAAAAGAAUUGCAAUAGAGGUAGUCUCACUGAAUUUUUCAAUUAAGAAUAAAAUCUGGGGCUGUUGACAGUAUAUUUAAAACACAACUUUUUUAAAUCAUGAAAACCCUGUGUUCUUUACUGACUUAACUCUGGCUCCUCAAAGACAUGUUUCCUCACUCUUUUUUUUUAUUUUAUUUAUUUAUUCAUGAGAGACACACAGAGAGACAGAGACACAGGCAGAGGGAGAAGCAGGCUCCCUGCGGGGACCCCGAUGUGGGACUCCAUCCCGGGACUCCAGGAUCACGCCCUGGGCCGAAGGCAGGUGCUAAACCACUGAGCCACCCAGGCAUCCCCAAGUUCCUUACUCUUUGACUUGACCUAAUGGAGUCCUAGAAAUUGGGAUCGAAUCAGGAAGGGACUGGAAAGAGCUUACAUGGGUUCAUCUAUAACCUAUGGGUUCAACUUAAUUGGUACAAGUUCCUCUCACUUCUCUGUGACUCAAUGAUCCCAUCUGUACAGUGGGAACGAUAAUACUGUACCAGCAUCACAAGGUUAUUUGGUGGAUUAAAGGAGUUAAAAGAGAUGCUAGGGUGGCUCGGGGGUUGAGUGUCUGCCUUUGGCCCAUUGUGAUCCCGGGGGGAUCCUGGGAUCCAGCCCCGCAUCUGGCCUGUGAGGAGCCUGUGAGGAGCCUGCUUCUCCCUCCGUCUAUGUCUGCCUCUCUCUCUUU